Molecule: messenger RNA, 1010 nt
Organism: Cyanistes caeruleus (blue tit)
Lineage: Eukaryota; Metazoa; Chordata; Aves; Passeriformes; Paridae
Source: RefSeq, a predicted model, not a curated record
CCCGCGGGGCUGGGGACAGGCUGGGUGACUGUGGCAGGUGGCUCUGCCCCGGGAAGGGGAGGAGGCUGGCAGUGCUCCCAGCCCAGCCAGCAUCCCUCCCCGCCGGCAGCGAUGCUCAGUCCCGGCUCAGCCUGGCAGCAGUGCAGGCAGGGAGGGCACACGAGCCUGAGGAGGACAUGGGCGAGAACAACCGGACAGAGCCUUGGCACCAAAGCCUGCAGGCAGUGCUGAACGCCUUAAACCAGACGCUGCAUGGGGCCAUCCCCUGCCCCGGCCAGGCCCCGGCCGGCACGGCGGCGACCACGCACAGCGGCCACGCCGGCCGCAACGACAACGCCUACAUGUACAUUCUCUUCGUCAUGACGCUCUUCGCUGCCACCGUGGGCAGCCUCAUCCUGGGCUACACCCGCUCCCGCAAGGUGGACAAGCGCAGCGACCCCUACCACGUCUACAUCAAGAACAGGGUCUCCAUGAUCUGAGCCUGGCCCAAGCCUUGUCCCUGGGGAGCCGCUGGCCUCGGGGUCACCGUGCUGCACGCAUCCCGCUCGCUGUGGGAUGUGACAGUGCUGCUGGCCCCAAAGCUUCUGGGAACCCCCCAAAGCUUCUGGGAACCCCCCAAAGCUGCUGAGAACCUCCCAAAGCUGCUGGGAACCCCACCAUGGAGGAGCUCAGUCCUGGUGUGAGCAGCGCUGGGAUGUCCUGGCUGGCAGGAGCUGGGACAACAUGACCUGCAAGCAGGUCCUGGUCCUGCAGACCCACCUUGGCUCCACUGUGGGUAUGAGGAUGGCAGGGGCAGCUCCUUUCCCACCGUGGCCUGCAGGGGCUGACAGGAGCCUUCGAGGAGAAUAUUUCUCCAUUCCCUACUCAGAUCAGCCGGCGUUGACCUCCCUGGGCUCCCAGCAGCUGUGACAGUGGUUCAUGGGUUUUUUCUGGUGCUGAAACCCUGUAAUGUUUGAGCUGGGCUGGGCCCUGCUUUUCUGGUAUGGAAUUAAAGGAGGUGAUGGGUUCCA